AAGAAAAUUUAAAAUUUGACAGAACAGUCUGAACAGAGAAGUGAGUGUUUGGCUAUCUCACUUUCUCUCUCCUAGGGUUUGUGUGAACCAGUACAGAAAUGGCGGUAAUCAGAACCACAACCACCAUGAUCGUGAAACAAAUCUUCCGUCCAUCACUGCCCGUUGUAUCUGUGCGUCUGUUCCCAACAUCACCUUCGAACUUCGGCGUCGCUCUCCGCCGUGAAAUCAGAUACAACCCCAUCCGGUGCGCUGCAUCGGGCUCCGCCGAUGGAGGUGGAAAGAAGGUGUCGGCGCGGCUUUCUCAAAUGCAGCAAAUCUUGUUCGAAGCUGAGGAGAGAGCCGCUUCCGCCAGCAACGAACCUAUUCCUAAAAUCACACAGAACCAUGUUACAGUAAGCUUUGCAAGAAGCGGAGGACCUGGAGGUCAAAAUGUCAACAAAGUAAAUACCAAGGUGGACAUGCGGUUCAAUGUUAAGAAUGCGCAUUGGUUAAGUGAUAGGGUCAAGGAGAGGAUUAUGCAAUUGGAAAAGAAUCGGAUCAAUAAAGAUGGGGAGAUUGUGAUUUCUUCAACAAAGACUAGAACACAGAAGGGUAACAUUGAAGAUGCUUUGGAGAAACUGCAGGCAAUCAUUGAUGCUGCUUCGUAUGUUCCACCGCCUCCCUCAGAAGAGCAAGUAAAAAGGAUUGCCAAGUUGGCCGCUAUUGGAGAGCAGAAAAGACUACAAAGCAAGAAGGCCCAUUCAGACAAGAAAGCUUUCCGAAGAAGCCGAGAUAGUUGGGACUGACCUACCUGAUCACGAGGUCAAGUGUAUUUGACAUUUUUAUAGAAGGUUCACUCUCACCUUGCUCUUCUAUGAUGGCAAUUUUUGUCAAUUUGGUGAAUGGUGUAAGGAUUUGAAGCAGAGGCUUCGAGUUGCUUGAUAAAAUAAAAUAGCAAAAAGCCGAUGAAUCUGGAACCAACUUCCAAAAUCAGCUUGUAAAGCAGACUACUGAAUGGAAGUUGAUAGUUGCAGUCCAUUGUUCAUGAUAUAAUUUAUUGAAUAGAAUUGGCAGUUUAUAAUAAACCUACUGAAUGAGGGUUAUGUGCCUUUUAUUGACCUCCAGAUAGAUGUUAUUUACAAUGUAUAGAGACACCAAGUCCUUCCACAAGUCAUUUGGGGAUGCUUAUGUCAUUAAGUCUUGAAAAAAAAAAAAAAAAUGGUUCUGAAUAAUUGUUGACAGUGAUUUUUCACAUAUUUGUAAUUAUUUUGCUUUUCUUAUGUAUGUUUACAGUGAGACCAAAUUUUUUUUUUGUAGCA
Messenger RNA from Cornus florida, 1298 nucleotides. RefSeq lists its product as uncharacterized. Bases 99 to 785 code for a protein of 228 amino acids. The transcript is spliced from 7 exons. The record is from RefSeq and is a predicted model, not a curated record. NCBI's taxonomy places the organism in Eukaryota, Viridiplantae, Streptophyta, Magnoliopsida, Cornales, Cornaceae. Gene Ontology annotation, biological process: translational termination. Gene Ontology annotation, molecular function: translation release factor activity.